AUGGAAAAUAUUAUUCGAAUUAGACAAAUGCCGAAAACAUUUCGAGGUUUAAUCAUGCUCGUUUUGGUUAUUAUCUAUAUCACUAUUUUUCCAAACGUCACUUCUUAUUAUGAGCAAGAAAAUCAACAAGCAUCAGUACGGGGCGUCAUUACGACGUUAAUUCGUAGCACGAAUCGAUCUGUGCUUCUCACAAUAAACAUGAUUCAUUCUAUUAUUGAAUUUUAUCCAGUGAACGAUGGUUAUCUUUAUCCAUUUCUUAUAUUUCAUGAUGAAAAUUUUACUUCAGCCAUGCGUCAACAAAUAUUAUCGUGUGUACUUCAAAACGACAAUCAACUACAAAUUUCAUUUGCACUUGUUGAUUUUCGAACAAAAGUGCAAGUAUCCACCGAAUCAAGAUUUGAAAAACCGAUUGGAUAUCGUUUAAUGUGUCGAUUUUGGACGUAUGAUAUAUUUUAUCAUCCUUUAAUUAUUCAUGGACAAUAUGAUUAUCUAAUGCGAAUGGACGAUGAUUCGUACUUUUCGAACAUAAUGAAAAGGGAUCCGUUUAUAUAUAUUGCUAGUCGAAAAUUAGAUUAUAUCUAUCGAUCUACGUAUGUGGAACCAUUUACACCUAUGGAGCCCAUCUUGAAACGUUUUAUCCAGAAAACAACACUUCGGCGUGAUUGUAUUUAUAACAAUUUUUUUGUGAUUCGUUUGAAAUGGUUCUAUGAAUCGCAGCGAGUUCAAAGUUUCGUUCGUGAAUUAAUUGAUGAUGAUCUAAUACUUCGAGAAUAUAUUGGUGAUGGAUGUGCUCAUUCAGCUAUACUCGAAGUUGAUAAUCACGUUAAAGUGGAACGUAUUAGUGAUAUGCCGUAUGGACAUAAUUAUCAUUUAAUGCCAAAAGGAUACUGGGGAAUGAAAUUUCGUGAAGUAAAUGGAUUUGAAGAAGAAAUGAAUAAAUCGUGCCGACAGUUAACGGUACUCAGACAUAGUAGAGGCAUAAUAAAACGUAUCAAGAUAUCAUGA
Molecule: messenger RNA, 1005 nt
Organism: Rotaria socialis
Lineage: Eukaryota; Metazoa; Rotifera; Eurotatoria; Philodinida; Philodinidae
Source: the annotation of a GenBank genome assembly